This is a messenger RNA of Colletotrichum graminicola M1.001, 864 nucleotides long. RefSeq names its product Ras family protein. Lineage: Eukaryota; Fungi; Ascomycota; Sordariomycetes; Glomerellales; Glomerellaceae. Gene Ontology annotation, biological process: small GTPase-mediated signal transduction. The record is from RefSeq and is a predicted model, not a curated record. The transcript has 3 exons. The coding region runs from base 1 to 864 and encodes 287 amino acids. Gene Ontology annotation, molecular function: GTP binding; GTPase activity.
AUGGCGUCCUCAUACCAGUAUCGCAACUCAUACCACAGCCCCUCCCAAAACAUCAGCGAAAAGUACGACGACGGCCUGGGACGCCCGGCCACAUCCCGCCGCAACACCCGCCUUAGGAGCAGCGACGGCACCGUCAGCACCACCAUGAGCUCUUCCACAGGCCGCGAGAGCGCCGCCACCCACGUCACCGAAGGCCCUGCCUACUCCAAGAAGAUUGUCGUUGUCGGCGACGGUGGUUGCGGCAAGACAUGUCUUCUCAUCAGCUACAGCCAAGGCUAUUUCCCAGAGAAAUAUGUCCCUACCGUAUUCGAGAACUACAUCACGUACCCGACACACCCGCCGUCUGGUAAGACCGUAGAGUUGGCGCUGUGGGAUACGGCCGGCCAGGAGGAGUACGACCGAUUGCGACCGCUCUCGUACCCCGAGACCGACCUGAUUUUUGUCUGUUUUGCGAUUGAUUGCCCCAACUCGCUAGAAAACGUCAUGGACAAGUGGUAUCCCGAAGUCCUACACUUCUGUCCUUACACCCCUCUCGUUCUUGUUGGCCUUAAAUCCGACCUCCGCUUCAAGAAGACGUGCAUCGACAUGCUCAAGACACAAGGCCUCACACCCGUCACUCAGGAGCAAGGUCGGGCCGUGGCGCGAAAGAUGGGCGCCCAGUACGUGGAGUGCAGCAGCAAGGAGAUGACGGGCGUCGACGAGAUCUUUGAACAAGCCAUCCUGACUGUCGUGGCUAACGACCGGAAAAACAUGGAGGCUCAAGCCGCCGUCCCUUCAUCAUCCGGCGGCCCACCAGGAAGCAGCGCAGGCUUCCAUGGCAUCGCUCUUAAGAAGAAGAAGAAGAGGAAUUGCAAGAUCCUUUGA